CCCGGGGUUCGUGCGAGAGGCAACGGCAGGAGGGGAGAGAGGCCGCGUCGACUCCGCGCUGAGAGGGGAGACAGAGACAGAGAGAGAGGGGAGAGGGAGGAGAGACGGACGAGGCCGAGGAGGAGGAGGCGAGGAGCAGGCGCCGUCGAGCGAGGCGGAGCUGUGAGGGCAUCGAGUGGUGAAGGGGAGCGAGGUUGGGUGCAGACGCAAUGGCCCAGGUCACUCCGGCGGUCGGGUUCUCUGACGGCGGGACGGGAGCGGAGUGUGGCCAGGAUUUCGAGGAUGUGAUGACAUCAAAUGCAGAGCUGGGACCUCACGGGUUGUCUGCUGCCGAGUACCAUGGGAUGGAGCCACCUGCUCCCUCGAUACGCACGGGAAACAUGCAAGGACCUUCGGCCAAAUACAACCCUUACUUUGUGGGAGGCGGGCCAGGAACGAGAACGCUAGGAGAGGAGACGCAAGCAUCUUUAAACAGCCCGGCUGUUGCUGGAGAUGCAGGCUUCAUGGGCCUCGCUUUUAGCACCCUGGAGAUAGUACGCAACUGGAGCCUCAACACCUACAAGUGCACACGACAGAUGGUGACGGAGCAGCUGGGCCGAGGCUCCCGCACCUUGGACCCAGAGCUGUCUGCCCGCGUGGUGGCGCUCACAGAGACGAGGCGGCGCUACCGUGCGCUGCUGCGGGUGGCGCGCUCCAUGCUGGCGCACUUCCAGUUGGUCGUCACGGCACAGCGCAAUCUGGCCGACUGCUUCUCUGAUCUUGGCCACAAGUCUCCUGAUCUGCAGGAGGAGUUCAGCUACAACGCGGAGACGCAGCGGCUGCUGUGCAAGAACGGGGAGACGCUGCUCCGCGCCCUCACCUUCUUCGUCAACAGCAUCAACACGCUCACCAACAAGACCAUGGCCGACACCCUGAUGACUGUGCGCCACUAUGAGGCUGCCAGGCUGCAGUUCGACGCUUACCGGGCGGACGUGGAGCUCCUGAGGAGCUCGGCCACAGACCCGGCCUCUGCCCAACGUCUCGACGUCGCCCAGAAACACUUCCUCUCGCACAAGGACAAAUUCGAACGUCUCCGCGACGACGUUGCCAUCAAACUCAAAUUUCUGGAUGAAAAUAAGGUGAAGGUGAUGCAGAAGCAGCUUCUUCUCUUCCACAAUGCCACCUCUGCCUACUUCGCUGGAAACCAGCAGCAGCUGGAGCUCACCCUGAAGCAAUUCAAUGUGAACAGCAGCAUUGCCACGCCAACAGCCGGCAUUGCCACGUGGGUCGAGGGGCAGUGAUCCAUCUCGCACGUAACCUCACACACGUAAACACCACUACUCUCAUACACAGAUCCUAUGAAGCCUACACAGGCUGUUGGGGCAGAUGGUGAGCAGAUAUGAAAGCUGGCAUUGCUCACGAGAUGGGGAUAUGGCAUGAAAACACGCCCAACCACCUUUGUCUCCCCAGUGGUGAUGUUUACACGGUCUCGGGAAGGACUGGGACCGGUUCAGAUAUUUGCCACUGUUAGGCGUGAACAUGAACUGAAUUCUGCCCACUGCGCUAACCUCUGCACUGUCACACAACCCACCACAUAUAUACCCUGACUUGCAUGUCCACUUACACACACAAACUGCCUUUCACCACCAAGUGACAUGACCACAGGCCCUUGUGCCAGGCUACUAUGUUGUUGAACUUCUUUCGCACCAUACGUAGCCAACUGUGCUCAUCGGAGGUUGCGGGGGGCUCGCUGGCCGAAGGUUACGAGACAGACACGGAGUGUUCUGGCACCACCUUUGCCAACUUCCCUACACUCACCCACUCAUAAACACAACCCCAAAGACAUGCUCGCACACCCACUCAUAAACACAACUCCAAAGACAUGCUCGCACACCCACUCAUAAACACAACCCCAAAGACAUGCUCGCACACCCACUCAUAAA
Lethenteron reissneri (Far Eastern brook lamprey) is the source of this 1922-nucleotide messenger RNA. RefSeq names its product ADP ribosylation factor interacting protein 2 (gene ARFIP2). The record is from RefSeq and is a predicted model, not a curated record. Gene Ontology annotation, biological process: intracellular protein transport; regulation of Arp2/3 complex-mediated actin nucleation. NCBI's taxonomy places the organism in Eukaryota, Metazoa, Chordata, Hyperoartia, Petromyzontiformes, Petromyzontidae. Gene Ontology annotation, cellular component: trans-Golgi network membrane. Gene Ontology annotation, molecular function: phospholipid binding; protein domain specific binding.